UAGAGCGAUUCCAUGAGCGAGAAAGAGACACAGAGGAAGAGAGGGAGAGAUGGGGAGCGAACGCUGAGAUAGAAGGUAGUUGGCAAGACGGAGAUCCGCACACAAACGUGAGCAAAGGAGGGGAAGGAGGAAGAGAGUGGAGGUUGAUGGAGAGCAGGAGGAGGGGGAAGAGAGGGAUGCAAGAUGAUGGAGCCCAGAAAUAGGCAUCACAGGACAGCUUUUCAUCCCCGCUCUCUGCGGCAGACAUGACUCUGGGCAUUGGACUGUGCUGAAAUUAGCCAGGGGGACAACACAGGACAGCAGGUCUGCCGCACACUGCCUUGGUUCACCAUCACUGGAUGCAGCAAGGCAGCUGAUUUAUUACUGAGGGGCUGGGUGGCAGCGUGUUUGCGUGUGCGGCUCCGAGUGUGUGUGUAUGUGUGUGUAUGCAGGUUUUUAUGGGUCCUUGUAGCGCUUGGAGCUGUGGGAGCGACCAUUCCUCCAGUCGUAAAAUGACAUUCAGCAGGCAGGAGCUUUGUGUGCCGGUGUGGAUCUGCAGUCCUCAGUAGGAAGUGAGAAGUGGGAUUCAGAGCUGUCAUCGAGCGCAAGUGUGUGUUUACAGGGCUGUUUGCUGAGGUGAGCCAAGGAGGAUCAGCUAUAUGCGGUGUGUGUGUGUUUAGGUUAUAGCAAGGGUGCAGCAAAGGCAAAGAUCCUACACAAUGCAAGGACGAGCGCAGAGCAGCACUGAUGGCAGGGAGUGCAGGUAAAGUACAAGGAGAGCCCUAGGGGUAGGGUGGAGGACGAAGGCAGCGCAGAAAAGAGCAAGGGGGACGGAGGGAGGCAAGUGAAGAAGAGAGGGUGAUCAUGGCUGUCAUACAGUGAGCUAUAGCAUAUGCUGUAGCGCAGAACAGAGUGGUGCGGCAGGGGGAGGACAAGCAUCAGCGCACAGGGGAGGGGGAGAAGGGAAGAGAGUAAGGGAGAGAGGAGGAGGGGGGAGGCAAUCAGCUCAGCACCUCUCCUCCACCAGGAGGAGAAGCACAGCGGGACGGGCCCAGGAGAGGACGCUCACUCUCGCACACACACUCAAAGACACGUUGACGGUCGGCCAGGUCAACGUGUAGAGGUCAAAAGAGAGCGGGUGCGUGGACGGGGGUCGGGUGUACCCCCACUGGUCGGCAGGUCCACAAGAGCGCGGGCCGGUCCUGGGAAGAAGAAGAAGAAGAAGAAGAAAGAGUCCGCCGGAGAAAGAGGGGUCGGCUCCCCAAGUCUUCUGACAUCCCUGCCACCUCUCCAUCACCAUGGGGGAAUGGACCAUUUUGGAGAGGCUGCUGGAGGCGGCUGUCCAGCAGCACUCUACUAUGAUUGGAAGGAUCCUGCUGACAGUGGUGGUGAUUUUCCGUAUCCUCAUAGUAGGCAUAGUGGGGAGAAGGUGUACGAAGAUGAGCAAAUCAUGUUCAUACUGUAACACCAUGCAGCCCGGCUGCAACCAGGCUUGUUACGACAAGGCCUUCCCCAUCUCGCACAUCCGCUACUGGGUCUUCCAGAUCAUCUUGGUGUGCACGCCUAGCCUGUGCUUCAUCACGUAUUCUGUUCACCAGUCUGCCAAAGCGCGUGACCGAAGCUACUCUCUCCUGCAUCCUUACAUGGAUAGCCACGGUCACGGGCACCACGGCCGCCAUCACGACCACCACGCUCGCAAGCUUCACUCGCGCAACAUCAACGGCAUCCUGGUGCACCCCGACAGCAGUAAGGAGGAUCACGACUGCCUGGAGGUCAAGGAGAUCCCCAACGGACCCAGGGGACUUCCUCAAACGCACAAGAGCGCCAAAGUGCGACGGCAGGAGGGCAUCUCCCGCUUCUACGUUAUCCAGGUGGUAUUCCGCAAUGCGCUGGAGAUCGGUUUCCUGGCCGGCCAGUACUUCUUGUACGGCUUCAAUGUGCCGGGGAUGUUUGAGUGCGAUCGCUACCCGUGCGAGAAGGAGGUGGAGUGUUACGUGUCUCGUCCCACAGAAAAGACCGUGUUUCUGGUCUUUAUGUUUGCGGUGAGCGGCAUAUGCGUGCUGCUCAACCUGGCUGAGCUCAACCACCUCGGCUGGAGGAAGAUAAAGACGGCCAUGCGAGGGGUGCAGGCCCGAAGGAAGUCCAUCUGUGAAGUGCGCAAGAAGGAUGUUUCGCACCUGUCCCAGGCCCCGAACCUGGGCAGGACCCAGUCUAGUGAGUCAGCCUACGUCUGACAGAGGCUUCUCUGCCUGGGGGCUCAAGGACCACUUUCAUUUUGGAGAAGAGCUUUUCCCUGGCCCAGGACCCCCGAUCAUUAGGGCACAAAACUCACCACUGCAUUAUUAUUCAGGAGCACAGACAGACUCUGUGUAGUCAUGAUCAAGCAUCAAUUCACAAAAGACACUUCAGGAGGGCAGAAUCGCCCUCCUAAAAAGGAAACUGUCUCGCUGUAACAAAGCUUACAUGAUGGAGAGUUCUGCUUUGCCUAGGUGACACUAGGUGCCUUCAAAGAACCCAACAGAUAAAACUGAGCAAUUACUAAUAAUAUUAAAAUACUGUAAAGAUAGCCUCAGGUUGAGUUAUCUGAAGUUCUUCAUUAUUUGCCUUUGCUGUAGGUCAGAAAUAAUCCCCUCAUUUUCCAAUUAUGUGUGCAUAUGCAAGAGCUUAAGCGUGUGCAUGCAUACGCAUGUGUGUGGGGGAAAAAAGCCAAUAUCUGACUUAAGUCAGAAAAUUGAAUGCUAAGCUAAACCGAGCUACUGAGAGAUAGAUAAUGUUAUUUCUCAUUGUCCGUGAUCUUCAAGUGAAGUCACUCGGCGGACAAACAAGCACCUUUUUAUUCUAAGAAACUUACACAAAGUCAAACAUAAACCAAACAGCACUAGCAGAAACUGGAACACAGUAUUUGUCGUCAGUGACUUUUUUUUCUUAAAAUUGUCACUCUUCUUGAUAUUCUAAGGUGCCAAUCAUACGGCAGACUGACGUUGCCCGGGAGCUUUUGUUCAAAGUGAGACACAUGGUGCAUUGAAGAUGAGUUAGAUUUACUUUUCCAACACUGUGUCACGCACCACAAUGCUCCCAAAGCCUGCAAGGCACGCUGUUUACUCUCAGAACCAACUGAAAACAGGCAAGAAAAGUGUGCCAGCGUUUCCACUUUGGCUCGUGAAGUGCGAUCGCUGUCUAAGGGGCUGAACGGAGUUAUGAAAAAGUAUCGUAGUCACAAAUAUUUUAACAUGUAACCUCAAGCUUUUUUUCACGAGCAGAUUUGGUGCCAUAUUUCAAAGUUACUGUACAUAGAUGAUAUGUAAUAAUUACACUUAGCCUUUUCCCUAUGCGGUGUAGACGGGCUUCACUUGGAUGGGGGAGCAGGGUUUUGGGUGGUAAUGAAGAUUAAUCAUAGAUUGCCAGCUUUAACAAUAUGUAUUAUUAAUGUGCCCUUUGUUAAGCUUUCGCCCUCUAAUGGAGAUUAUAUGUUCCGAAAAGUCCCCCCCACCCCAUCCCUUCCCCCCCUAUGGACUUUGAAAAAGGCAUGUUACUUAAGCAUUACUAGAAUGGAUAGAUUAUGACAUGUAACUUAAAAAAGAGACUGUUUUAUUUAUUUGCAUCCUGCUCCUGUGAAAUGUACUACUCAGCAUGCAUGAAGAUGAAAAAUAUAAAGAGAUAUGAACAUAGAAUCCCGUCGUGGGAAUAUUGAAAGAGAAAAGGCUCCAGAACUGCAGCAAUAAUAAUAAUAUAUAGUAUGUGAAAAAAAAUAUGUGAAUAAAUUAUUAUGCAAACAGA
Sebastes umbrosus (honeycomb rockfish) is the source of this 3756-nucleotide messenger RNA. Its product is annotated as gap junction delta-2 protein-like. NCBI's taxonomy places the organism in Eukaryota, Metazoa, Chordata, Actinopteri, Perciformes, Sebastidae. The record is from RefSeq and is a predicted model, not a curated record. Gene Ontology annotation, cellular component: connexin complex. The transcript is spliced from 2 exons. Gene Ontology annotation, biological process: cell communication. Bases 1278 to 2213 code for a protein of 311 amino acids.